This is a messenger RNA of Scomber scombrus (Atlantic mackerel), 1518 nucleotides long. RefSeq names its product tRNA methyltransferase 9B (gene trmt9b). The coding region runs from base 1 to 1287 and encodes 428 amino acids. The record is from RefSeq and is a predicted model, not a curated record. Gene Ontology annotation, biological process: tRNA wobble uridine modification. Gene Ontology annotation, cellular component: nucleus; cytoplasm. Gene Ontology annotation, molecular function: tRNA binding; S-adenosylmethionine-dependent methyltransferase activity. The transcript has 3 exons. NCBI's taxonomy places the organism in Eukaryota, Metazoa, Chordata, Actinopteri, Scombriformes, Scombridae.
AUGAUGGAGGAGGCUGCCAGCCAGCUCGAGAGAGAUCAUGUGCACAGUGUCUAUGACAAGAUUGCUCCGUAUUUCAACGACAGCCGCUAUAAAGCCUGGCCAAAGGUUCGACAGUUCCUGCUAGACCUGCAGCCAGGGAGCAUCAUUGCUGACAUUGGCUGUGGCAAUGGCAAGUAUCUCCACAUCAACAAGGAGGUGUUCAAGCUGGGAUGCGAUGUUUGUCGCCCCCUGGUGGACUUUGCCUGGAGCCAAGGACACGAGGUCCAGAUGUGCGAUGGUCUGCAUUUGCCUUACAGAGAUGGCUGCUUCGACGCUGUGCUUUCUAUUGCAGUCAUCCAUCACUUGUCCACCAAAGAGCGUCGUAUUCGAGCAAUAAAGGAAAUGGCUCGCACCUUGCGGGUGGGUGGACGAAUCAUGAUCUACGUGUGGGCCAUGGAGCAGAAGCGUCGUAAAUUUGAGAAACAGGACAUCUUCGUUCCCUGGAACCCCAAUCCUCACUUGCCCUCCAGCUUAAGCCUGGAACAUGCCAAAUUAAGAAGGAGGUGCGCAGCACAGAGCGUGAGUGAAGCCAUAGACAGCAAUGACAAGCACAGGAAGGUUAGAAGCACAUCCUCAGUAGCAGACGAAGAAGAGCUGACCUGCACCACACCGCAGCAGAGAACACAGAGACUGUGGUUCUUUUCCAGGUCUCUGGACUCUGUGUUCGACUUUGGAAGUUUAGCCAUUUCCCGGUCAUCCUCCAGAGACUUGAGCACUUUAUCUUCUCCCACAGGGGAAACCGAGGGGAACAAAGCCAGCCAGCUUGGGAGAGGACGAGGCCUCAUCAAACAGGUCUCGAGCUUCUUUUACCCUCCAUCUGUAAUUGGAUCAGAGGAGGACGUCUUUGACUCGGUCACAGAUCUGCACAAGGGGCAAAAAGAUCCUGGCGGUAACAACACUUGCACCAACUGCACAGAAAACGAGAGCGUCCCUGUAUCUUUAGCACAGGAGUGUGGCUCUCUGGCUCUGCCAGACCUAGUUCCUUUCCAGAAAGAGCAUCUGAAGCAGUCUGGAGAGGAGAGUGACGGCAGGCCACAGGAAAAAGAGCAGCAGGAAAGCACACAGAGUCCUCAGGGGAGUGAGGGGCAGGUGGAAGGCUCUUGCCUGAGGUACUAUCACGUAUUCAGGGAGGGAGAACUUGCAGAGCUGAUAGAGAAUCACGUUGAAGAGCUUCAUGUCAAACACACCUACUUUGAUCAUGCAAACUGGUGUGUGGUGGCAGAGAAAGUUCAGUUAUGGAAAAUAUAAUUUUAGUUUGCAUUGCCUCUGCCUCAAGUUUCAGCACUGAAUCACACAUUUGAAGAUUAUUGCAUUCUUGUAACUGUAAAGUGUAUUAAUAUACAGGCCCGCCAUUGUUGAAGUUCCACAUUUUUUGGAUAUGGCAUUUUGACACUAGACUAAAUCCACCAUUGCUGCAAUUCUCUACUUAACUGUUAAAAAGAAUUCCAAUUUUUUUAUUCUCUUGUACGUUUUUAGUAA